This is a messenger RNA of Schizosaccharomyces japonicus yFS275, 2326 nucleotides long. Its product is annotated as DNA polymerase epsilon catalytic subunit B. NCBI's taxonomy places the organism in Eukaryota, Fungi, Ascomycota, Schizosaccharomycetes, Schizosaccharomycetales, Schizosaccharomycetaceae. The record is from RefSeq and is a predicted model, not a curated record. Gene Ontology annotation, molecular function: DNA binding. The transcript is spliced from 4 exons. Gene Ontology annotation, cellular component: nucleus; epsilon DNA polymerase complex; chromatin. Gene Ontology annotation, biological process: DNA-templated DNA replication; DNA replication initiation; DNA replication. The coding region runs from base 441 to 2255 and encodes 604 amino acids.
UUUAAUUUAACAUAUUAUAUAUUGUAACCCUUCCUAUCAAGUUCAUGCUGUAGUGUUUUGCUUUUAUAAAAUUUAAUUAACAUUCCAAUAUGUAAAUGUUCACACCAGAAUCACGAGUCGAUAGGCCUCUGACUUACAUACUAGGGAAUGUUAAUUUGAGACAGCUUACGUUGUUUCCGUAUGCAUUUUCAACUUACUACGAUAACAUUAUUUGUGAUUUAACCAUCUCUUUCCUAAUAAGAUUCAGCACUUGAACGAAAUUUGACUAAUACAUCAAAUUACUUAUUGUUUCUUAGGCAAAGAUCAAUUUAAAUAAAGAUUCUAAGGCUAUUAUCUCAAUCUUAAUUGAGAAAUCGUGUUCGACUGCAUAAUAUCUUGCUUUUAAGCAUUAAUGAUUAAUUCACGAUUACCCAACCUCAAGUCAUAAUAGCUCAUAAAACAUGACUAAUCCAACAUCGAUCCAAAAAAUAUUAUCGAGAGAAACUCCAAAAAACGGAGAAAAGAGCCAUUUUGUUAUAAAAACGACACAAUUUCGCCCGAUUGCUUUUCGUGUCUUUACAAAAAAGUAUAACCUCAAUUUAAAUCGAAAAAGCUUAGAGUGUCUGUCAACAUAUGUCGCCAAUAGGUUAGGUUCAACUUGGAAAACCAAUUGCGAAAGUGUCUUGGAUGAAAUUGCACGUACCUGGAAACGCAUGCACGAGUCCACACCGAUUGUUUCACAUGAAUUACUAGUUCCCAUUCUGAACUCACUGACGGUACCACAUGAACCACAAAAUGUAGAGCUUGCUCGAAUGCCUUCAAUUGAUCCGGCUGCUGUUUUAAACAGGUCAAGAGGCUCGGAAAUAAAGGUUAAUGUUGAUGUAAAAAGUCAAUUCAAAGUAAUCGAUGCCUUCAAAAUGCCCUACUAUGAAUACCAAUCAUCAAGGAGGUUCUUUGAACGCUCUACCAAAAAACUUUCGCUGCUCCCGCAAGCAGAAUCAUUUACGAAUAUGUAUCAGAGACGUUUACAAGUGAUCCAACAUCGCAUUUCACAGAAUGAUGCAUUUCAGUCAACCUCCUUUCAUAGGACAUUCUCUAAUGGCGGACAAACAAGUAUUACUCCAAUCAGAAGCUUACUGGGUCGCGCCGGUAGUGAUUUCCUCUUGUUUGGACAACUCAACCUAAGACCAGACGGUAAACCCUGGUUAGAAGACUUGGACUCUCAAGUGGAACUAGAUGUUAGUCAAUGUGCUUGGGGAAUGGGUUGGUUUUUCCCUGGAUGUCUUGUUCUUGUUAAUGGUCAAUUUUUAGAGAACGGAAAGUUUCUUGUUUUUGAAGUUUGUCACCCACCCAUUGAAAAAAGAGACGCUACGUUACGGCAUCAAGCAAACUUGGACACUUUAGGAUUGAACUUGGAUACUAAUCAACUCGCUUACAUUCGAAGAGCUGAACGCGAAUUUCAAAAUGCUUACUUUGUUAUUUGUGCUGACUUGCACCUAGACGACAGACAAACCUUUAUUGCAUUAGAAAAAAUGCUCGGGAUGUAUGAAAACAAUAUUGAUGAACUUCCGGUAACUUUCAUUUUUUGCGGCAGCUUUUAUUCGACCGCGUUUCACAACACUGGUACCUCCCUGCAGUACAAAGAGCAUUUUAAUGAGUUUGCUACACUCUUAGAAAAGUUUCCGGGCAUUUGUAAAGACUGUCAACUUGUUUUUAUCCCUGGCCCUAAUGAUCCUUGGACCUGUAAUGGCAUUAGUAUGCUUCCUCAACAACCUAUCCCACCUUACUUUGUUAAUCGCAUCCGGAGAGUCAGUAAAAAUGCUAUAUUUACCUCCAAUCCUUCUCGUAUAUCUUUCUUUAGCCGAGAGAUUGUUAUUUUCCGUGACAAUAUAACAGGACGCUUCCAGCGGAACAGUUUUCAUGUGGAAAAACCGGAGAGACCAACCACAUCGGAUAAAAGAGAGGAUGCGUCAUCGUUAGAAGUCCAUCAAACUCAAUUAAAACGCAAACUUGUGAAAACGCUUUUGGAUCAAGCACAUUUAUCCCCAUUUCUUCACUGGAAGCGACCUGUUCUAUGGGAUUAUGAUUAUGCACUUUCUUUGUAUCCUGUUCCAGAUUGCAUGGCAAUUGUUGAUACUUCUAUACCUGCUUUUAACGUCCAUUAUGCUGGGUGCACGUCCUUUAAUCCCGGUGCUCUUAUUGUAGGCAAUUAUAUAUCCUGGCAAGAAGUUCGACCGCUUGUCAAACAAGUUAAAUGCAUAAAGGAACACUUGUAACAGUUCUAGGUUUAGAAACUUUCAUGAAAUACUACUAAAAAGUUAACUGUUUGUUUCAUUAAUCUAUGUUU